AUGCUCUUCGACGGUUGGUUAGAUGGACACAUCGAAAGUUUCUGCCAUCGACAGUACUGGGUACUUGCACCUGUCCUGGACUUUACCACAACGAAACACCGCGCAUUCGAUGAGAGAUUUCCAAUGCCGUUUGAAGAGGUUCUGGAUUGGUCGCAGGCGAAAGGAGGCGCAAACGGGCUUGUGUUGAAGGUCAAAAUACAUGAGAAAUACCAAAGAUGGGCACCACUUUCGAAACCCCACUCAUUUUACGCCAUUAAACGUUUUGAUAAAAGCCAAAGAGAUCACUUUCUCAACGAGAAAGAGGCAUUGCUGCGGUUUAGCCUACCGGAGGACAGGCACAAUAAUCUUAUUCGACUACUUUUUUCCUACGACAUAGGAUCGCACAUGUUCAUGAUAUUUCCGGGGGCGAACUGGGAUCUGGAAGGGUUUUGGAAAUACAACAAGAACAACUCGGCUUCGUCAGAGGAACUAAUCUGGCUCAUCCAUCAAUGUCAAGGGCUUGCCGAUGGACUAUGCAAGGUUCAUGACUACGGCGGUCGUCAUGGGGACAUCAAAUCCAGGAACUUACUCUUUUUUGCGGACCCGCAAAAUCCUCCUGGUCGACUUGUCGUUGCGGACUUCACGUUGAUGCGAUUUCACUCUCCCGACUCUGACGUCACCAAAGCUUCGAAAGUCGACAAAACUACAACCUAUCGUCCUCCUGAGGCAGAUGGUCUAUACAGUACCGUUGCAAGUCCUAAAUUUGAUAUCUGGACAUUGGGAUGCGUCUAUUUGGAGUUCGUCACAUGGCAUCUUCUCGGUGGCGACGCUAUCACCGAGGGUUCUUUUCAAGCGGAAGACGGUGAAACAUACGAGAGCUUCAGUACUGCAAGGCAAAGUGAUGAUGAUGGGCUUGCGCACCGCGAGGACAAGUUCUUCAACCAGUUUGCGACGAACGCCGCUAAGGUCAAAGCCUCGGUCGAAACAUGGAUACAUUGUCUGCGUGGCCACCCGCAUACAUCUCCAGCUCUGAGAGGUCUUCUGGACUUAGUUGAAGAUCAUAUGCUUGUGGUUGUUCCUGACGAUCGAUGUGGCAUGCAUAUGGUGAAGGAAACGCUUAAUAUUAUUUUUAACCAGUGCGGCAAGCAUGCUGAAUAUGCCGAGCCUGAUUCGAAAAGAUCUACCAAAGGGGCAGUUAUUGCCCCGCGUUGGACGGAGAAGAGCAAAACCUACAGCAGGGUUGCCGUGGGAGCAAUGUCCACAAGUCCUGAGCCGAGGGACAGUGGAUCAAAACUUGACCUGGAGACCAUCAACCAGGCUUUCAGUGACGCCAUCCCGUUUCCUCAAAACCAGCCUACUCACCAACGAGUAGGGGUGUCGAACGGGCUUCUUUCUCCUGCAGUCAUGGGCUCGGUGGGAGAUAUUAUUCGCGAAGGUCAUGUGAAAGAGGCUAAGCUGCGCCGCACGAUGUUCCCGUCGUCCGGCUACGGCGCUUGGAGGAGCAGAGUAGGUCACGAGGCCGCCAAGCUGGGUUAA
Messenger RNA from Colletotrichum aenigma, 1515 nucleotides. It is a transcript of the gene lsk1-1, whose product is annotated as CTD kinase subunit alpha. Bases 1 to 1515 code for a protein of 504 amino acids. The record is from RefSeq and is a predicted model, not a curated record. The transcript has 4 exons. Gene Ontology annotation, biological process: peptidyl-serine phosphorylation; peptidyl-threonine phosphorylation. Gene Ontology annotation, molecular function: ATP binding; protein serine/threonine kinase activity. NCBI's taxonomy places the organism in Eukaryota, Fungi, Ascomycota, Sordariomycetes, Glomerellales, Glomerellaceae.